Messenger RNA from Xylaria bambusicola, 2505 nucleotides. RefSeq lists its product as uncharacterized. The transcript has 2 exons. Lineage: Eukaryota; Fungi; Ascomycota; Sordariomycetes; Xylariales; Xylariaceae. The coding region runs from base 237 to 2396 and encodes 719 amino acids. Gene Ontology annotation, molecular function: DNA-binding transcription factor activity, RNA polymerase II-specific; DNA binding; zinc ion binding. The record is from RefSeq and is a predicted model, not a curated record. Gene Ontology annotation, biological process: DNA-templated transcription; regulation of DNA-templated transcription.
CCGCAUUUCCCUCACUGACGGGCCGAUUAAGAAUUCACGCUACCCAGGAAUCACGACUUCGCAUUGACCCGUACGCACGCCGUCACUUAUUUGCUCGCUUUGCCUAUCGAUACGCGAUUGGAUUGGGAAGGUUGGCUGCCGACGGUGUUUUUACUCGGGACAUACGCACCUCGACUAUAUAUGGUGUGUGCUUGCACUAUCGCCUGAAUCAGCAUUCAUAGAAACAGUCCCUCAACAUGUCGACCGCCGUGAAGAGGGCCUGCGACGCCUGCCAUCGUCGCAAAGUCAAGUGCGAUGGCAUCAAUCCGUGCCGCAACUGCUCUUCCGCCCAAUUAACCUGCACUUACAACGCCAUUCCUCAGAAGAAAGGCCCCAAGGGCUCGAGAGCCAAGGUGAUUAGCGAGCUCCGUGAAACGCAGCGACAGACGAGUCUUUCCGCCAAGGUCCAGAGUCGGUUGAAUGGUCUCGGUAGCCCAUCAUGUGUCUCCCCUUCUCUGGCACCCACGCCGGGUCUCCUCGCACCCGAACUAGUCAAAGAAGCCGUUGAAUUUUUCUUCGCCAACAUGUACUCGAUUAUGCCCAUCAUUAAUCGCCAGCGUCUCGAACAACAGUGCAUGUAUAUCGACCAGAACCCGGAUACAUAUUGCCUGAUUACGGCGCUCUCUGGUUAUAUGAUGUUCCAGCCAGGCAUGAGUCUGCCUACAGGCGACCCGAUGCUCGAACACAUGCCGGGUGCUCAUAUUGUUUCAGGAACGCUAUUGAUAGAAGAAGCUAUUCGCGUGCGCAAGGGAAUUGAUUAUAUGGAAACGCCUACGCUGAACACACUAUGCACUAGCUAUUUCUUGUUCUGCUCGUACUACGCACUUGAAAUGCACGAGAAGGCUUGGUUCUACCUGCGGGAAGCGACAACGUUAGCUCAUAUGUGUGGAAUGACAAAGGAGGAGUCUUAUCUGCAAUUUGACAAUGUCGAGUCGUCACGCCGCCGCCGCCUGUAUUGGCUAUUGUUUGUCACUGAAAGGGCAUAUGCUUUGCAGCGUGGCCGACCUCUGACUUUGCAGGCAUCAAUCAAUCUACCGUCGAUUAGCGAUGAUCCUUCCGAUCCGUUGGCUCACCAAUUGAGCGGCUAUAUAUCGUUAGUGAGCAUCUUCCGCCCAUUCGACGACAUGUUCAUCACGCUCUGGAACAAGACCCGCGGUGAAUGUUCGUCAUCUUACCUUAUUGUCUUGCGAAAACAAUUUUCGGAAACUUCCAUGAUAAAUGGGCGUGACAUCGAUCAGCGAUUGAUUCAGCAAUGGCUCAAACCUGCUGUCUGGCAACUCAACAUGCAGCACGGAUGCAUCCCCCAGAAUGGCCAGGAGCAACUGCACUACCAAAUGGAUAUGUCACGCGAAUUAAUCUCUUUGACAUCUCAAUUCCAAACUCAAAGUACCGAACUACUAGGCGUACCACUAGUAGCUAAGCUGCUGGAUAUUGCGUGCGCUCUUACGGACGUGCUUGCUAUGCAGCCUGCUCCCAGCGACCCCUUCGCCAUGGGGCCUCGCGAACACCUCAACUCUUUACUCCAGAUACUGUCAAGCCUCCGCAACGGCGACCACCACUUCCUUCCGCUACUUUUGGACAAAGUGCAUGACAUAUUGCCUCGUUUGGCGAAUCCUAUGCUGCAGCGCGCCCCAGACAAUGUCUGUCUUUCUAACAUCGACAUAUUCGACGGCUUCGGCAAUGCUGGGAUGGCUCAACCACCGAUUUUGACGGACUUCAAAACUGAGCCUUACACAUCAAACGGAGUACCACAUCUUCAGGAUAUCCCUGCGAUAGAUUCGAGCAGCCCCAACGGUGGAUCCGAUUUGAAAUCCCCUUAUGCAAUCGGCAGAUCUCCGUCUGUAAUGUCUCCCAAUGGGGAGUAUGCUCCUAGCAACGAGUUCAAUCCAAUGCCCGAGAUGAUGAUUACUUCAAUGGGCCAAUCACAACAGCAAUCUGCUAUUGGCCAACCAGGCGCAAUGAAUGCACAGCAACCGCAUCAACAGCAUUCCCUGCAUGGAAUGGUAUCCCCAAAUGUAAAUCACAACCAUCCGAUGAAUGGCCAGAUGUCGGUUGAGAUGCAUAACAAUCUUCCUAAUGGCCUGAACCAGGCUCAAAAUUAUGUGAAUAUAGGCCAACCGCAGAAUCAAGCCUACAAUCAACCAGCACACAGCAUGAUGAAUAAUAUCAUGCAUCGGACUCCUCCUCAAAGGACCAAUAGUUUUAUGAUACACCAACACCAGCACCAGUCUACGCAGAUUCCGAGGACCGUUGGUGACUUCCAUGCCUUGCAGCGGGCUGGCGCUGAAAACGUUAGUAUGAAUUCCAUGUCGUUACGACAAAUGCAGCCUGAACUAGAUUUCAGCAACUUACCCUAACACUGAUAACUCAUUCCGCGACUUUUCCUACUCUUGGCUCAUACGCCAAUAUCUCAGCCAUGCUUCUUCAUGUGUUGAGACAUAAAAAGCCAAAGCGAGAUGGAUUCUU